Molecule: messenger RNA, 942 nt
Organism: Cyphellophora europaea CBS 101466
Lineage: Eukaryota; Fungi; Ascomycota; Eurotiomycetes; Chaetothyriales; Cyphellophoraceae
Exons: 1
Coding region: 1-942 (313 amino acids)
Source: RefSeq, a predicted model, not a curated record
AUGUCUGGACUCGUCAACAAGGCAAAGGAGGUUCUCCACUCCGACAAGAAAGACAAUGCUGCCACUGACAAUCCUCGCUCCACCAACGCUGGGCCUCAUGGUAGCAACGCCAUGAAUGCGGCUGAUCCUCGUGUCGACUCUGACCGUGACAACAUCCGCAGCGGAGCUGGUGUUGGCCACACCGGUACUACCGGUGCAGGAUACGGUGCAGGUCACACUGGCACAACUGGUGCGGGUUACGGCUCAAGCACUACUGGUACCACCGGUGCUGGUUACGGCAACGACCCCCGUUCCACCAAUGCCGGACCUCAUAGCUCAAAUCUCAUGAACUCGGCCGACCCUCGUGUCGACUCUGAUCGUGAUGGAUCUCGCAACAUGGGAGCUGCUACCCACAGUGGCACCACGGGCGCUGGCUAUGGCGCAGGUCACACCGGCACUACUGGUGCAGGCUAUGGUGCAGGUCAUACUGGCACCACAGGUGCGGGCUACGGCUCAAGCACUACUGGUACCACCGGUGCUGGUUACGGCAACGACCCCCGUUCCACUAAUGCCGGACCUCACAGCUCCAACCUCAUGAAUUCGGCUGAUCCUCGAGUCGACUCUGACCGCGAUGGAUCUCGCAACAUGGGCGCUGCCAGCAACACUGGCUAUGGCAGCUCAACCGCUGGUACCCAUGGUACCCAUGGCACCACCGGUACACAUGGCGGCAUUGGAUCAACUGGCACCCAUGGCACUCACGGUGGCGUCGGUUCUACUGGUGUUGGAUCCACUGGCGUUGGUCACAGCACUCACGGUACUGGUGUUAGCGCUACACCCGGCAGUGGUAAUACCAACAAGACUGCUGGUCCUCACAACUCCGAUAUGCUGAACAAACUUGACCCUCGAGUUGACAGCGACAUGGAUGGUUCCAAGACCUAUGGCGGCAACCAGACUCAUCGUUAA